Glossina fuscipes is the source of this 605-nucleotide messenger RNA. RefSeq lists its product as uncharacterized. The transcript is spliced from 4 exons. The coding region runs from base 82 to 603 and encodes 173 amino acids. The record is from RefSeq and is a predicted model, not a curated record. Lineage: Eukaryota; Metazoa; Arthropoda; Insecta; Diptera; Glossinidae.
UUUCCAUUUGUCAAAAGUACGUCAGUACUUUACAGUUCUUUAGCAACGUAACAAGUCCUAUAACAUCUAAUAACAGUUAACAUGAAAUUCCUUACUUUGUUUGUCGUCGCCGCUUUGGCUUUCAACGUCGUUGCCGCCAACUACGAAUACGCCAUCCAUGAAAACCACGGUGACAUUUAUGUCAAAUCCAUUAAGGAAUACGCUAGCUAUGUUGUUGAAUUCUUUGGCCGUUUCUACGAAUUGUUCAAGAACUUUUUGUACCAAGCUUACCAACAAUUCGAAAAAUACUUCCCCACUGAAGUCAAAGCUGCCAUCGAAAACGUCUUCAAGUACUGGCCCACUUUUGACAAAUUGAACAGCCCCGAAUUCUUCGAUGCCAUCAGAGAAUUCUUCCGCGCUUUCGCCAACGCCUACUUCCCUCAUCAAUUCGGUGCCUUCUUCGAAACCACCGUCAAGUGCUUCACUGACGUGACUGAAUACAUGUGCAAAGAAUUCUUGCCCACCAUUGGUCGCUACGUCGAACAUGUUCCCCUCUUGAAGAACGGUCUCCAACAAUGGACCAUGUACAUGGAAAAAUUGGUGCCCCACACUCGUCAAAUCUAAAU